Pollicipes pollicipes is the source of this 1299-nucleotide messenger RNA. Its product is annotated as C-type lectin galactose-binding isoform. NCBI's taxonomy places the organism in Eukaryota, Metazoa, Arthropoda, Thecostraca, Pollicipedomorpha, Pollicipedidae. The record is from RefSeq and is a predicted model, not a curated record. The transcript has 3 exons. The coding region runs from base 71 to 562 and encodes 163 amino acids.
CGAUCCCGGUGUGUGGUCGGCCAGUCAAGUCAGAAAAGGGUCUCAUCCUCUACGCACGAGCUUCUGAAAGAUGCGUCCUCACGGACUGCCCCUGCUAGCGCUGUUCUGCCUGGCGCUGCUGGCGCUGGGUCGCGCGGAGGACAUCAAAGGACGGAGUCGGUACGGUCGGCGCCGGCCCUAUUUCUCGUGGCGUGAGCUCGGGCGGGACGCCAAGUUCACCUGGGAUGAGGCUAACUACCACUGUCACCAUCUCGGUCUGGACCUGGUCUCCAUCGGCUCCUACCGAGAGAGCCGAGCCAUCAACAGACUCAUCUACAAAGACGACGUGGACUACAUCUGGACAUCGGGCCGCCUCAGCCCGCGGGGCUACUUCUACUGGACGGCGAACGGCCACCGGGUGAAGCCCUUCAACUGGUCCGGCACCGGCAGCCUGGGACGUCCCCAGCCCGACGACAGCGAGGGCCACGAGUACUGCAUGGCCGUGCUCAACAACGUCUACAAUGACGGCAUCACGUGGCACGAUAUUGCCUGUCACCACCGCAAGCCGUUCAUCUGCGAGUGACACGGUGGACUGUCAUCCUUCCGGCGAGCUGAGCGACAGCAGUUCGUCAUAGGACUCACGUGCGCACAGGCUCGCGUGUCAGCUUACAUGGCGAUGUACGUGCUAGGGUGCUCGGCUCGAUUGGAAACGCCUCAUGGUCGUGGUGAACCUGGUUCAGGCUUUAAUUUACCCUCUUGGUGCGUUUUGUUUGCGGUAAAGAGUGGGUGGUAAAUUCCGAUUACCAUCAUAUUUCGGUGCGCGGGAAGAUUUUGUAAGAUCAACGAAAGACUGCCGAGGAUAUAGCUGUAAUCUAGCAACAGUGAUCAGCUCGCGUGCUGGCUUGGUGAACGUUUCAAUGAAACGUGUGGGGUCUGCCUGAGAAACGCAGCUGUAUUUCUAAGACAUUCUUUUUAUAACAAGCAUAAGACAGUCGGAUCAAACCUCGUAUUUCUUCAUUGGCAGUGCUUUCCAUCGGGUACUUCUUUAGUGCAACCAUGAAUUGUGAACAUGAUGCAGCCCGUGCCAAUGCUUAUCACUACACUCUUGACUGCAUCUGAAACUCCAAGACAUUCGAGAACAAAAUUAUGGAUAGAAGAAUAGCCAUGGUACAAUCUAUGGUGGAAGGAAGCUGCGUAAUGGGUGUUAGUUACGUGUAGCGCUGUUGGUAACCGUACGCAUGGUGUUUGAAGUAUAUAUCGACGGACGAAUCUCUAUUUGAUAUACGUGGGAAUGGGAGUGGGACAAGGGAUGGACGUGGG